AUGUUACAAUCUGAUCCGUUAGAGCAGCAGGUCGGCAUCGUCUCGAAAAGCGACGGAUCAGAAGAGGCUCAGCAGCAGCAGCUCGUCCAAAAUGCCUACGACAGCACGCUCAAUCACGUGCUCGACUACGCGCCUGCGCCCGGAUGGACGCUGCACGUCACCAAAGAGGGACGACUCUACUAUUGCAAUCACGUUACUCGCACGGCAGGCUGGUUGCCUCCUGCAGAGGCCUGGAAAUGCGGCGAAGAUGCCCUGCCCUACGGCUGGGAGAGAGCCGUGGACGAUUCUGGAAGGACCUAUUACAUAAAUCACGUGAACAAAACCACCACGUACGAAUCGCCGGUGGUGAGAUGUCUGGAUCCGGUCCCGAAACCGGAGCCCCGAUCGGUCACCCUGGAGAGGUCCCCGUCGUUGGGUUUCGGCUUCGUAGCCGGCUCGGAGAAGCCGGUCAUCGUGAGAUUCGUCACCGAAGGAGGACCCAGCGUCGAUAAGCUACUUCCCGGCGAUCAAAUCCUGACGGUCAACGGGGAGGACGUCGAAUCGGCGCCCCGUGAACACGUCAUAUCGUUGGUCCGGGCCUGUACGAAGACGGUCAACCUGGUGGUGUGCCAGCCGGCCGAACAGCAAGGGGCCAGGAAAUCCACUUUGCUGUCGGCCAGCAAAAGGGCCCGGUUGAGAGACAAGCCGUCGAGGGUGAGAUUCGCCGAGAGCGUGUGCGUCAACGGGGCCCCCUUGUUCCCCCCGUCGGCUUUUUCGCUGGGCGAAAUGGUGGUGCCUCCGAUGGCGAACGUCCUCAAAGUGUUCCUGGAGAACGGCCAGACGAAGUCCUUCAAAUACGACGCCUGGACGACGGUGCAGGACGUCGUGGCGUCGCUGGAAUCGAAGCUGUGCCUGCAGGCGACCGAGCAUUUCAGCCUGGUCGUCGAGCACAUCAAAUCCCUCAAGAGGAACAAGCUGACCUUGUUGGAUCCCCAGGACCUUCUGGCUAGAAUAGCUUCGAGGCCGGGCGCGCACAAGCUGCGCUGCCUCUUCCGCGUGGCUUUCGUACCGGCUUCGGCGGCUGCUCUCGCUCAAAAGGACCUCCACGCCUUGGACUAUCUGUACACGCAGUGCUGCAACGACGUCAUCCAGGAGCGAUUCGCCCCCGAGCUCCAGUACGACACGGCCCUGCGGCUAGCCGCCCUUCACAUCUACCAGCACGCUCUGGUCCACAACGUCCCAGCUUCGAAGCUCACCGUCAAAGGCAUCGAGAGGGAGUUCGGCUUGGAGCGGUUCAUUCCGGCGUCGUUGCUGGAGAACAUCAAGCGCAAGGAGAUCCGGAAGCUGAUAGGGCACUUUUUGAAGCUGCAUUCGAGCAUGGCGGGCAUGGGGAAGCAGCUGACGGCGUUGCAGGCGAAGCUGCACUAUCUGGACAUCGUCGGGCAGCUGCCCAGCUACGGGGCCAAGUGUUUCUCGGCGGGGCCGCGUGGGGACGCCUUGGAGAGGGUCAUCCUGGUCAGUCCGAAGUUCGGUAUCAGCCAGAUAACGGGUACGAGAAAAUCGGUUUUCCAGCCGAUCCCCAUAGCGAACAUAGAAGACAUGCGUCGCCUGGAAGUGCGAAGCGAAGACGAGGUGACCAGGACGGUGCUGGUGCACCUCCAAAGCGACAAAAUCGUUCCCAUUUCGCUGGAGGAGCGCGACGCCUGCGAGCUCGCCCUCGUCCUGCGCGGCUACUUCCGCCUCUCCACCGGCCAGAACCUGCCCGUCGACCAGGAGGAACCGCCGCAAAUCGAGGACCUCGCGCCGCCCUAUCUCUCCCAACACAAGGUCGUGCCGGAGAAGUGGAGCUUCCUCGACCAGUCGUCGAUGAAGACGUCCUGCUUCGCCGCGACGCCCCUCUACAAGCCGAUCAACAGGAAAACCAACGGCUUGUACAACACCGUCGGCAGGCAGUCCAAACCGCCGUUGGUCAUCCAAUACAGCCUCGACAGCAACAUGAACAGAUCGAUGGCCGACAGGAAUCGGUUCUACAGCGUCGAUGCCGGUAAACCCGAUCGCAUUGAAAGCGACGCCUACGAGAACGCCAUACUGGAAGCCAGAAACGACGAGAUACUGAGGCGGGUGCAGGAGAUGCAACAACUGGUGGAAUACUCCGAGCAGUAUCUGACCGAGCAGGAGAACCUGGAGCGGUUGAAUUCGCUGGCCGAGUGGCAGGAGACGAGCGUCGAUGUGGAGAGCGACGGCGACGAGCCCGGUAAGUUGAAACACAGCGAUUCGUUGUUGCUGUUGAACAAAGGCCAGAGCGGCAAGGAGAGGAAGCAGUCCUUCUCGAGCGCCGCCAUCGAAUUGCUGCGACAGGAAACCGUUUGCUCGGAGAGCGACAACGAAUCGCUCUACACGCCCAACGAUUCGCCCAAACACAAGACGAUGCCCAACAGCUUGGAUAAUAAGCUCAACAGGGUGAGUUUCGGGCUGCGUAGCCCGGACGGUCGUACCGAGAAGGAGCAGGACCUACAGGCGUACCUCCAGUACCUUCGAGAGACCAAAAAGAACGAAGAUAACGUCUCGACUGCGGAUACCGAAUCGAUCAAUGACAUUUACAUUUUCGAUCCGGAUAUCAUCGAUUUGACGCUAUUACCUCCACCCAGUACGCCGGAUGAACUGGAUUGUGCCUUACCGACGCCCAUUAACCUUCCGCCGCGCUCGUUCGCCGACUCCAUCGAUAAAUUAAACAAAUUAGGUAUUUUAGAUGAGCACCAAGAUUUGGAAGACUUCCUAGCUAGCGUUACGGUCCCUCCGCCGACGCAAAAACUGACUCCAUCCGUAGAACUCACCCCCGAAGAGAUAAUGUCGUACAUCAUACCGCCUCCACCGGCCCAAACCAGCACUGAGAAUUUGACAAUAACGCGAAACGGAUCGAAACAAGAUCAACCGAACGUCAUCGAGUACGCCACGUUCGACAGAAAGGGGCCUUUUUCGUGCUGUGCGAAACCGAAGACUGACAAAACCGCCGCCGAACCGCCGCAGCGGCGCGGCUCCGACGACAAACCGCCCGACCGGCCGCCCAAAACCGCCGCCGUCGACCGGCCCAGAUCGCAUUCUCUGACCGGCGCGCCGCCGAAGCUGCCGCCGCGCCUCGCCCUGCCGCAGAAACCGCCCCUGCCGCCCGUCCCGCCGCUCGACGCGCUGCGCCAGAAGAAAACCGUGCAGCAGAUGAAGCAGGCGAUCGAGACGCGCACGGCCAGCAUCGGCUCGCCGCUGUUCCAGCGCAGCAGGAACGUCUCCAACGAUUUGGAUGUCCGUCAGGUGGAAGAUACAUCCACUAGGUACUCUCACGCCACGGCGGUUAGUACUCCGACGUCGCCGCACCUCGGCAGAAACGCGCACUUGAAGCUGGUACCGAUCGAUUCGCCCGAUUACUCCGGUUAUAAAGGUAUAGAGAAUUGUAGCCAGAAACGCAACGGUUGCACGUCCAACAGGGAGGACCUCCUGCAGAAAACCGACGUAGCCAUGGCGAAUCUACUAGCGAGGUUAAACCAAGUAACCGAGCAGUGUACUACAGCGCAACAACACGGCGGCGGUAGACUCAUCGACGAGGAUAAAUUCCAAGCGGCCAAAGAGGAACUGACAGCGCAGUGUUUGCAAUUGGUGACGUCGAGCAAGAUGCUGGUGAUAGCGAUGUCGGAGCCGAGCCUGCCCGAGCUGCCCGAGAACCUGGCCGUGUGCCUGACGAUCCUGCGCCGGUUGACCGAGCUGUGCCAGGAUCUGGGCGAUCACGCGACGGCGCCGCUGCAAACGAGGAACCUGGUGGUGAAGGUGGGCGACGUGACGGCGGCGUUUCGGACGUUGCUCGGCGCCGAGAUCGACAGGAGUUCGCGGAAGGCGAUCGAGGAACAUCUGGCGGCGCAGGCGGAGUCGCUGGCGAACGUGCUGGCGACGUUGCUGCGCAGCUUGAGGGUGUUUUCGCCUUAG
Phyllotreta striolata is the source of this 3951-nucleotide messenger RNA. The record is from the annotation of a GenBank genome assembly. Lineage: Eukaryota; Metazoa; Arthropoda; Insecta; Coleoptera; Chrysomelidae.